Molecule: messenger RNA, 779 nt
Organism: Biomphalaria glabrata
Lineage: Eukaryota; Metazoa; Mollusca; Gastropoda; Planorbidae
Product: DNA-directed RNA polymerase III subunit RPC9-like
Exons: 2
Coding region: 221-661 (146 amino acids)
Biological process (GO): transcription initiation at RNA polymerase III promoter
Cellular component (GO): RNA polymerase III complex
Molecular function (GO): nucleotide binding
Source: RefSeq, a predicted model, not a curated record
UGACAGCAUUAACGAAUCUUUAGUUCCAAAGAUCACAUAUUUUCUAGAUCUAACUACCUAACAAGAUGAUAAACAAUGCCACGGUUUGAAAAAAAAAUCGUCGAAAGCAUUAUAAAUUUUAUAUUGAUUGCAUUGGUUGUGCUUGUCUGGUGUUUUGUUAUAGCAGCAGGAAGGCAAGCUUCCGCAAGGUAUAUGUUAACUCGCUAAAAGUGGACUGACCAUGGAAGUCAAAAGUGAAAACUAUGCCAUGCUAAGCAACUUUGAAGUUCUUGGCUUACUGAGAGACAUCCAAGCUGGUAGAGGCCAGAAAAAGCCAAAUAAAUAUCAGUCCAAUCUGGCCACCAUCACCUACGAAACAAUCAAGUGUUUGGAAAACUGGCCUUGCUCACACCAUUCUGCAGAAGGCAUCACCCAGGUCAUGAAGGCUCUGUCCAAGUUCAAACUGACCCCUGCGGAAAAGCUACAGCUCAUUAACCUCCGACCCAGCACAGCAGUUGAGAUUCAGCUUGUGGUGGAGGAGAGUGAGGAAAGGCUCACAGAGUCGCAGAUUGAAGAACUUUUAGAUCUAAUAGCCACCUACUUACCUGGCAAUGAAGCAGAGAAAGAAGAUGAAGGUGAAGUGAUGGAUGAAGAAAAUGACAUUGAAGAAGACCAAGGCUAAUCAAUACUUUUAGAUUACAAUGUCUAUUGUAUCUCUUUUUUCUGUAUUUUAUUUUUUUUUCUAUCUAACUGAUAGUGUACAAAAUCUAUUUAUGUAAUAAAUAUAUUAUUUUUAAUCA